AUGGCGGGCACCCUGGACGUAGGGAAGGGGGGCGUUCGCCGCCCAGUAUCUCCUAUGCAUAAAUCUGAAUUGGAAGUGAGAUGGGUGCAAGGAUUCAGCAACAGAAACAUUGGCUUUGUCAACAGCAGGACAGUCUGUUAUCCUUGUGGCAAUUACAUCAUUUUUAUUAACAUCGACACGCAGGAGAGGUCAUUCUUACGGUGUCGGCAUGGAAGUAUAGGAGCCUUUGCAGUGAAUGCAAACCAGAAUGUUGUUGCCUUUUCUGACCGGCAGCUGACUCCUGCAAUCUGUAUCUACAGUUUUCCAGGACUAAAGAAAGUGGCCAAAUUAAAAGGACAAGCCAGCCUGGACUAUUCCUUGCUUGCAUUCAGUUAUGCAAGUCCUUACCUGGCCAGUUAUUCUUCACUUCCAGAAUUUUCACUUUCAAUAUGGAACUGGCACGAGAAAGUGCUUUUAUGCAGUCAGUCACUGCCAGGGAUGGAAGUAUCUGCAAUGAGUUUUAAUCCCAUGAGCUGGCACCAGUUGUGUAUGUGUAAUGGGACCUCUGUUACUCUUUGGAAUAUUGAAAGGAAUAAUGAAGAGCACAUUUUGAAGUCAAAGCCAGUCAGGCUUCCUGCUGAAGAUGGAUCUUUAAUGAAUGAGGAAAACAGCUUCUUCUCCCAUCCUAAUGUCAGUGAUCCUUAUUUUGGCCCUUUGCUGCCCAAUUCAGCCAUUGCUGGCCUGGUAGGCGAUGAAGCAGAAACAUUUAAGCCUAAAGAUGAUAUUCAGCCUUGUGUUCACCCUACCGUCCACUGCUGGACACCAACCUCUGAUCUGUAUAUGGGCUGUGAAGAAGGAUAUUUUUUGAAAAUUGGUGCAGACACAUUCAAAGCCGUUAUUGUCAAUCAAAAACUUUCACCAGAUGCUAAAGCAAAAAAGCGAGCAACUUUUCGAUCGUUAUCACACAGUUCCAGGAAAGCAGAAGCAGAAGGAAGGAGGGAAGCUCUAAAUGUGGUCCUGCUUGCCAUGGCACUUCAUAAGGAUGGACUCUACGCAGGUGGAAAUGAUGGUUGUGUGCGUUGUUACAAAUUGAAAGGCACAACUUUUCAGACAGAAGACUGCCUGGAAAUGAACGAGCCCAUAACAAAUCUUGUAUUCUCCCCUGACUAUAUUUACUUAUUGGUAGAAACAGAAAAGGGUUCUGUCUGCAUUUUUAAUCCCAAUGAGUCUGAAGUAGUUACUCUUUUAUUGGAUGCAAGUAUAAGCCCGUUUGUAGGAGCUGAUUUUAUUGUUCCAGGAACCAAGCACUGUGUGUCUGUAGCUGAAUCAGGAGAGGUACAUGUUUGGCAAUUGGAUGAAGGUGCUUUUAUCAGUAAAUUAAAUCUCCACACCUUGGUCACUGCAAUGGCCUGCAGCCAGUCCUCUCACUCUCUUGCAGUGGGAACUAAAAAGGGUCAGAUCUGCUUCGUGGAUCUUACUGAUGUUGAAUCUCCUCGGAUGGUUCACCGGGUUCUGCUUUCUGAGGUUCCUGUACAAUUUUUGCACUAUGAACAAAGUGGUCAGUUUCUCAUAACAUCAACUACAGAUGGAAAUAUCUUUAUUCUAAAUGCUAUGCCUUCAGCAUUUUUUGCAGUCCUUGGAUGUGUAGCACUGAGCAAUGAGAUUAUUGACAUAACAUCACUCUAUGAUGUAGAGAAGGAUUCAUCUGAAGUAAUUGCACUGCUUUGUCCACCAGAGAUCAAAAGAGCAAGAGUGGAGAUAUUUACUCUUUCUUCAAAGAUUGUUUUGGAGAAUGAGGAAUGUAUCACAGAAAGAGGGAUAUUGAAAGACAGUGUCAUUCAUAAGCGUACAUAUGAAUUGGACUACCCCCUAACCUCUCUGGUCAUGAGGAAAGACAGCACAGUGUUUGGUUAUGCUAGCCAGGCUCCUUUCAUCUGCAAGUAUCUUCUUUCCACAAAGAUAUCCUGGAAAGAUCAGCCAGUUACUGUUUCAGAGAAAAAGAUAUCAAGCAAACAGUUUGGACGUGCUUUCCUUCGUUUGUCAUAUCAUGGCAAGUGGUUAGCUUCAGCUUCAGAGAGUGGGCUGCUCUUUAUCCAUGAUACUUCAAGUAUGGAUGUUAUGGCUCGAGAGUACUGCCAUUCAUAUAAUGGACGGGGAAUCAGAUCACUGGCAUUCUCAAUGGAUGGGCAACUUAUGCUUGUCAAUGGUGUGCAAGAUGGAGCACUUGUUUGUCUAAAAUGGAAAAAGCUUGGAGAGCGCAAAAUGAAGGAUGCUGUUGAUUAUGGCAUCUAUCUUCUUACCGUAUAUAACAACUAUAUUUUCCGUGAAAACUCAUUUCUAAGAUCCAUGCCAGAGUGGACGAUGUCUUCAAAACCCACAUAUGAGUUAUCCUUUGAAAGUACUUCUCAGUUGAGGUUCCAAAAGGGAUCUACCAUUGAAACAACGGAUCAAGAUGAAUACUAUCUUCUGACCCAAGCAAAAUCUGAUGAACCUUCAUGGUUAGAAGAGAAAGUAAAGAAGGCCAUCGAGAAUGAGACUAGCAAGUUUGCUGAAAAGAGAAAAGAAAUAAAAGAUGGAAUUAAAGCACUGCGUAAAAAGAUUCAGGAAAUGAUGCUUGAAAAUUCGAUGGUACCUAAAAUUGAGAAACUGGAUCAACAAGAAUUCAACCUGGACAUAGAAGAACAGGAGAAACAACAAUUACAUAGUGAAGAAGAAGUGGAAAGGGUAAGGAAGGAUAUAGAGAUGGAAAAUCUAGCCAAUUGCUAUUUACGUGAGCUCAUCAAACGGGAAUGUUGGGAUGCCAUGUCUGUCAAAGGGCGUUCAGUUAAGACAUUCCACUCCUCUUGUGAAGUUCAUAAUUUCCCCCUUAAAGAACGGAGUACAGAAGAGCGCCAGAUGUUGGAGAGAGUUCUUUAUCUAAAGAAGAUUGAGUCAGCAGAUCUGAAGCUUCGAAGGACAAUUGUUGAGUUUGAGUCUCAGUCUUCAGUUCUUAAAGAGGAAGGGGAGAAAGCCGAAGAAGAGGAAGAAAAAGUUGAUGCCCUAGUGGGGAGCCUGAGUUCACAGUAUGAUGGAGAUACAUCUGUUUUAUAUAACCAACUAGAACUACACACGCGGGAGGAGAAGAUCAAUCAAAUUAUUUUGCUACGGGACAUCAUUCACAGUGUCAAGAGUUCUUUCAAUAAGGAGUUUGACUCAGUCUGCCGAAUGAAAGAGAUGGAAAUUGCACGUGUGAAGGAGAGGAAUGUGAGGAUUUCAGAGAUCUUGCACCAGUUGGAUAUCCAGGAGGAGAUAUGGAUGCCCACUUUUACAGAUAAUGAGAAACCAGAUCGGGCACUGAUAGUUCAAGAUUCAGAGAUCAAAGUGGAAAAGUACUUGACACCAGUGCAGAAAGCAAAAGAAAAGAUUAUGGCGAGGAUUGAAUAUAAAAGACGGCUUGCUGCUCAGGGGGAUAAUGCAAGAGAGCGUGGCCUUAUGGACAUGAUGAAUGGAGUCCUUGAAAUAAAAAAAGAAGAUAUUUUGAAGAUGGAGAUUCCAGCACCCAGUUUUGCAGCAAAAGAAGAAGCACUCUGGAAUGAAGAUGAAAGGAAAAUAUAUAAAGAAUAUGAGAAAAAAGUUAAGGAACUGAAUGAAGAACGAGAGAAACAUCGAAAGAUUCUGGAAACUGAAUUAAGAAAACUUCAAGCCUCUAUCCAGGAAACUACACAGUCAUUUGAUGAAAUUGUGAAUAGGCUCUUUGAGAAAAAGGUCAAAUGUGAAAUGGUUGUGUACCAGGAAGAACUCAAAAUAACUAAUCUUCUUUACUCACUGCUUUUGGAUGAAGAACUUAGCACAAGAGAAGCUGGGCUCUAUCACUACCUUAAUAAAAAAAGAAAGCAAAAGGCAUUGUCUAAUGAAGCACUAAAGGCAUCCAGAGCAGAAGUGGAAGCUUACAGAGAAGCUUAUGACAUUUUAAUUGCUGAAGACAAACUAAUGGAGCGUGGCUUUAGAAAGGAAUUUUCAGAUUUUCCUACUCAUCACAUUGAUCAACUAUUCAAACUUUACAAACGUCGACCCAGGGCUCUCAAGACAAAGAUACAUGCUGAUGCCACUAACCCCUAUGGUGAUCGUCCAGGCUCCGCCAAAGCUCAGCAGGAUGCUCUGACCCAUUUAAUGAAAAGCAUUGACGAAAUGGAUGAGCCUGAAAACCGACCUGAGGGUCUUGACCUUGUCAGCUGGGAACGUUUCUGUGCAGCUAGACGAAUCAAAGUAGAAAGUGAGCAACAGAUAAAGCAAAAAGCACUGACACUAGCAGAGAUGCAGACCUUCCUUCAGAAGAGGACUGAAGAUGAUGAGCAGCUACGGAAAGACAUUGAGCAUGUUUUUACUGAGCUCAAUCUGCUUCGAGAGGAGAAGAUGAGAUUCCAGUUAGAUUUGAUGGUUCAGUUUCUCUUUAAGCAAGGGCAAGUGGAGCUAGAAGGUACCAACUUAAUACCAGAUUACACAGAUGCUAUUCUCAUCAACCGGAGUAUUAUUGAAGAACUGAACAGUGUCAUUCGGGCUCAAGGAGAAAGGAAAGUUGCUAGCAUGGUGGAAAGCAAAGACUUCCGUAAAGGAAUCUUUCAACUGGAAUGGGAACAUAAAAAAAUGCAGAUGCAGGUGGAGGAUCUGAAUCAAAAGGCUCGAGAUAUUCAAAAACUGAAUGUUACAAAAGAUCACCAAAUUUUCUUAUCAGUAAUAAAUUAUGAUAGCCGAAUCAAUCACGAGGUCUCAAUAAUGGAAGGAACACUGAAUUUUCUAGACAAGGUUCAUAAGAAAAAUAUGCAACAGCGGGAAAAAGUCAUCAAAGAGUUGGAAAAGCAGAUAAGUCUGAAAGACCUCGCAAACCAGAAGCUCAGUAAGGAAUUACAAGAAAUGCUUGUUGCUGUGUCAGAAAGACGACACAUACAUGACGCCACUGAUUCAGAGCUGCUUAAUCAAAAGAUGGCUAAAGAGCACUAUGAGGAUAUUUUGCAACGACAGCAGCUUGUGGAUCUUGCAAAAGCACAGGCCCAGGAGUUGACCAUUCUUCAAGCUGAAGUGGAGAGGCUGAGAAUGAGAACAUUCCCUGCUUUCUUCGAUGUACAGGAGUUUUAACAAUGUGAUGCUGUCAUAACUAGAAGAAAUACACAUUCUUGUGGAGUUAAAGAGUCUACAAGACAAUGGGGAUUUUCUUUCCCUUUUAAAUCAAAAUACUUUACUACACUAAGGUAGCUUGAUAGAUGUGGCUUUAUAACCCAUUCUGACCCCCAGAAAACUAUUAUUCACUACAUAUUUUACAAUGCAAUGAAUUUAGGAGUGUAAUACAUUGUGCUUG
Varanus komodoensis (Komodo dragon) is the source of this 5311-nucleotide messenger RNA. It is a transcript of the gene CFAP43, whose product is annotated as cilia and flagella associated protein 43. Gene Ontology annotation, cellular component: axoneme. The transcript is spliced from 39 exons. Gene Ontology annotation, biological process: sperm axoneme assembly; cilium assembly. Gene Ontology annotation, molecular function: protein binding. The coding region runs from base 1 to 5091 and encodes 1696 amino acids. The record is from RefSeq and is a predicted model, not a curated record. NCBI's taxonomy places the organism in Eukaryota, Metazoa, Chordata, Lepidosauria, Squamata, Varanidae.